AAAAAACCGAACAAAAAAAAAAUUGAACAGCGUUUGCUUUAAUCCAUUACAAAUGGAGUUUUUUUUUUCACCUUGUUACACUGGGAGUGAUGUUUAAAAUAAACAGUUUGGGGUUAAAUAUACAAAGCAUAGUGGCUAAAUUCAUGUACAUGGGCCAUGCAUCACUUUCAAACCUUGUUCAAGAUGUUAUCAUCACUUUUUAGGUUUAUUAUCAUACCCAUACUGUCAUUUUAUUUACGCAUGGUGACACUAAUUAGCAGUCUUUCUGGGAAAUCGACCUUUUUGCAAGGCCAUUCCCUUCCCAUCCAUGCUCGCCUAAUUUUUUUUAACAGGUCUACAUGCACUAACAGUCACCCUACACACUGAGCCUUAUCUCACCUUUCAUCUUUCUAGACAGCUUUGUUUUAAUAUUCAAAAGUGUUUCGCCAUACCAUCUCCGGUACGCUUCAUCGUCAAUACAGUGCAGCCAUGAACGUACUCAUUUACAACGGCAAUGGUACGUCACCUAAUUCUGUCAAACAAGCCUAUCUUACUUUAAAAGCCAUUCUCGGUCACGCUUACGAUGUCAUGAAGGUGGACGCCGCGACUUUGAAAACAGAACCCUGGGAAGAAACUUGUUCGUUGCUAGUUAUUCCCGGUGGACGAGACCAACCUUAUUGUGAAGACUUGAACGGACGUGGUAAUCAAAAGAUUCGUCGGUAUGUUUCAGAAGGUGGACACUACCUUGGAUUUUGUGCGGGUGGGUAUUAUGCUUCAAAGGAGAUUGAAUUUGAAAAGGGACACGGUACAAGUGAGAUCAUUGGAUCUCGAGAAUUAGCUUUUUUUCCAGGCGUGUGUCGUGGCACCAUGUUUCCCGGUUUCAUCUAUAAUAGUGAAAAGGGCGCUCGUUCUGUAGGUAUUGUAUCCAAUAAUAAGACCAUCAAAACCUAUUAUAAUGGCGGUGGUUAUUUUGCAAAUGCCAAGUCAGCCGAGAAUGUCAAGGUGAUUUGUACUUACCAAGACAGUGGAUUAUGUGGUGACCAGGAAGAUGAGCCCGCGGCUGGAAUCAAAUGUCAAGUAGGCAAGGGAUCUGCCUUGUUAUUUGGUGUUCAUCCCGAAUAUGACGUGUCUUUGGUUGACUUGACUGAGAACGAGGAAAAAGAGAAGAUUACUGCCGAACUGACAGCCUCUUUACCUUUUUGCCGAGAUUUACUUUGUCAAUCAUUGUCUGAAUUAGGAUUAAAUGUGUUACAAGCCGCUAGCAACGUGCCUGAUUUAACCCCCAUUUAUAUGUCGGCCAUCAAUGGAAAUACAUUAAACGCAAUCACCGCCAAAUUACUUACAAAGGUAGAUGGAAACAAUAUCUUGAAAGAUUCAAAUGAUACUUUUUGUAUCUCUGAAAUCAAUCAUGUCGAUGCUUUAAAAUUGGCUAUGGAAAAGCUUUCGAUCGAGCGAAGAUCCGAGGAUAAAUCACCGGUAUUACAAGUGUUAUACCCUGCAACGUCAUCUACACAAUCCUUGGAACCCGUUGUACCCGAUAAAUCAUUGACACCCGUAUUUGAUUUAUCCGUUUUUUACAAGUCUUUAUUAGACUGUCGAAAAUUAGAGUGGGGAGGCGGAUCUUGGUAUAGACUUGGUAAUGCCAUGCUAUGCUCUGAGGUCAUUACAAGUACCCAAACUGUGUUGGACAAGAACUAUGAGUUUGCACAGAAUUUACCCAGCGGUCUAGUAUGCUUGGCUACAAACCAAAUUGCCGGAAGAGGCAGAGGACGUAAUUCUUGGGUGUCACAAGCUGGCGCAUUGCAGUUUAGUUUUAUUAUCCGACAUAGUUUGAAGCUGGACAAAUCGCCUGUUGUUUUCAUUCAAUAUCUGACUGCGUUGGCUAUUGUCGAAAGUAUCCGAGGUCGAAAAGGGUACGAAGAUGUACCGCUUCGAGUAAAAUGGCCAAAUGACAUCUAUGUCGAUUUACCGAAUCAAGGCCUCAAGAAGGUUGGCGGACUCAUAGUGAACUCUAGCUUUAUUCGGGAUGAAUUCUUGCUAGUAAUUGGCUGUGGUGUUAAUUUGAAUAAUACUCAUCCCACUGUUUCUAUUAAUGAUGUGAUUAAAAAUCACAACCCAAGCUUGAAAAAGCUGGAUAAAGAAGAUGUAUUGGCACAUGUUCUAGUCACAUUUGAAAAGUUGUAUAUAGACUUUUGUGAAAAGGGUAUGGGAAAAUGGUUCCUGGAUCUCUACUAUUCUCGAUGGCUUCACAGUAAUAAGCUUGUUACAUUAACUACGCACGAUAAUGAACGUGCCAAGAUUGUAGGUAUCACUUCAGAUUAUGGUAUGUUGGAGGCUGUAAGUGUUGAUGAUCCUCGAAAGAAAUUUACACUUCAGCCUGACGGAAACAGCUUUGAUAUGCUUAAAGGUUUGAUUAUCAAAAAAACGUAACCCUUGUCAAGCGGCUAUUUAAUCACACUGAGUAAAGAGUCAGCUGGGAUCAUUUAAAAUAAAAUCCCUUUUUUUUUGAUUUCCUUUCUUUUUUUCCCUUUCU
Molecule: messenger RNA, 2512 nt
Organism: Mucor mucedo
Lineage: Eukaryota; Fungi; Mucoromycota; Mucoromycetes; Mucorales; Mucoraceae
Product: biotin-protein ligase
Exons: 4
Coding region: 469-2409 (646 amino acids)
Biological process (GO): protein modification process
Cellular component (GO): cytoplasm
Molecular function (GO): biotin--[biotin carboxyl-carrier protein] ligase activity
Source: RefSeq, a predicted model, not a curated record